AUGACUACUCCCAACGUUUUCGAUCUGUAUCAGGCUCAGGAGGAAGAAGAAGUUCCCCUGGUUCGACAGAAAUCAUCCAGGAGGCACAAUGGCGAAUCAAGCCAAGGACCCCUGGCCAAGAAGGGUCGAACAGAUGAUCCUUCCAAGGACAUGCCUUCUAGGCAAGCUUCUGCCCAGCCUUCUGCUCCUGCUGAGAAGGAGGCUCCACCCGCUGCUACGAAUCCCACGCCUGCAGUCACGAAAGAGCAGUCCCAGCAAGCCGAAGUUCCUGGGACCAAACUUUCACACCGCGCCUUGCAAUCAGCAAAGGAUCGCCUUGCACAUAUCCUGAAGCACGACCGUUGCAAGGAGGCGAUGGCUGAGGCGGAGAAUAUGGGGGCCAUGCUGACUGCAACUGCUGCGCGUACCCGCGCCAUUGCUAGCAUCGAGCAGUCUCGAGUGAAAGCUAUCGAGGGGGAUGGGGGUGACUAUGAUGAAGGCUAUUACGAGGAAGAUGAAGGGGAAUAUGAGGAUAACGAGGUUGAAAACCUCGUUGACCAUGAUGAGAAGGACAUGGAUCCUGUACAGGAAGAUCCAGAGGGGGUCCGCCUGAGGCAACAUGUCCUGGAUCAAGAAGCCAGGAUAGCUGAACAAAAAGAGGCUACCCGCCAAAUGCAAGAGUCCCUCCUAGCCUUUCAGGCCUUUAUUGUUGCCCAAGGAUUGGCAGCCAAUCCUCCUCCAGGAAUGCAACCGUCUGUUCCACCUAUCAGGACUGGCGGACCCAAUGACGCUAGCCCUAUUCCUCCUUUGGGACCAUCCCCGCAUCCCGGAGCUGGCUCGUCAAAUCUUGCUCAUGAGAAAGGAAAAGCCAAAAUGGUCGAUCUUGUGGGAAAAACAAACCCCCAAAAGAAAGCUCGUUCCAAAAACCGAGGCUAA
Molecule: messenger RNA, 915 nt
Organism: Humulus lupulus (European hop)
Lineage: Eukaryota; Viridiplantae; Streptophyta; Magnoliopsida; Rosales; Cannabaceae
Exons: 3
Coding region: 1-915 (304 amino acids)
Source: RefSeq, a predicted model, not a curated record